CGUCACUCGGGGUGAAUAGACGCUGGUAUUUUGAGUUAAUCCGCCAGUCGACUGUAGACCGUGCACCGGACGAGACGUCGAGUUGAAUGGUUCAUGGCUCUGUUUAAUUCGUUCUUUCAGGACUUUUUCUGCGAUCCAUUCUUCAGGACGUCAACUACGGCCACCGACAAUGUUAGGCAAGUCGCCCACUUAAUGGAUUCGAUGGUUCUGGGAUCCAAGUCGGCUGCUUUCUCUUAUCCUCACAUGGCUGCGUUACACUCGGCCGCCGAGCCCAGGAUGUUCAAGAAGCCUCCAGUUCAGAUUCUCAGACAAGGAAGUGGCGAAGACAAGAAUAAUUUGCGGUUGUCGGAAGACGAAAGUUGGCGGAAUUCACUUCGACGUUCGAGUAAUCCAAAAUCAGUUUACAGCCUUCCAUCCAUUUACAGUAGCAGCAGCCCGGAGCCUUCCAAGUCACCGAUGAGUUCAAAACCGCCCAGUCGAAUAGGUACAACAAACAUAAACAACAACCAGCGGAUCGGUAACAUCCGGAAGAAAGCUCUAAACAAUCAAGCAGCGCAGAAAACUGUUAAACGGAAUGGAAAAACGACCAAUAAAUCGGAAUUGCAACGUCCCAACGAGGAAUUGGUGAAUCAAGUCACAUCCGAACUCGGUUGUGAACGAUGUCUGGUCGAGAUGAUUGAGCGGGACGUCCUUCAACGCAAACCCAAUGUGGAAUGGGCAUCCAUCGCCGGAUUGAAAGAUGCCAAAUCUUUACUCCAGGAAGUCGUCGUUCUGCCCAAUAUCGUUCCGGAUUUCUUCAAAGGCAUCCGGCGCCCAUGGAAAGGAGUUUUGCUGGUCGGUCCACCUGGAACUGGUAAAACUUUGUUGGCUAAAGCUGUCGCCACUGAAUGCAAGUCUACUUUCUUUAACGUUACGUCAUCCACAUUGACUUCCAAGUACCGAGGAGAGUCUGAAAAGUUGGUCAGAAUUCUGUUUCACAUGGCCAGAAAAUUGUCGCCCAGUAUUAUCUUUAUCGACGAAGUGGACGCUCUGGUGGCUAAACGGAACGCGGCCCACGAUCACGAAGCAUCGCGACGCUUCCAGUCUGAACUGCUCAUCCAAAUGGAUGGGCUGAUUCAAGAAGAGGAGAAUAAUGAACACAACAUUUUGGUGUUGGCCGCUUCCAAUCAUCCGUGGUAUGUCGACGAGGCGUUCCGGAGGCGUUUCGAGAAACGAAUUUACAUUCCACUUCCGGAUGGAGCUGCCCGGGAAGAAAUGCUGAGACUCCAUUUGACUGGAAUGAAAUUAGAUUCUCGACUUAAUUUGAGUAAAAUUGCUAAAAAGUUGGAGGGAUAUUCCGGGGCUGAUCUCUUGUCUGUUUGCCGAGACGCUGCCAUGAUGAGUUUGCGACGUAAAAUUGCCGGAAAAUCGACGGAACAAAUUCGUCAAUUGACUAAAGACGAUUUAGACGAACCGAUUACUAGUCAGGAUUUCUUUGAUGCCGUCAAAAGGUGCAAGACCAGCGUCUCCAGUACGGACAUGGCCGCUUAUGAGAACUGGAUGAAAGAAUUUGGAUCUUUUUAAUUAAUUGAAUUUUAUCGUGUGUGAUGGUUAGUGAAAGAAAAACAAAGAGAAAGAUGUAAUUAUGUAAAAUCUAGCCAUUCAAAAGUUCCUUUAUUUGUAAUUUGUAAUCUCACCUUGUUUCAAUUGAAACACUUGGCAACGUUUAAAAUACAGUUUGACAGAAACAUUAAAAAAGUUGGCGGUGAAAAUUCAAUCAAAGGCAAUGGAAAAUCCCAGUCGUAAAAUAACGUUUUAAUCUUUUAUACGAUAACAUUAAAAACUGCAUGUGAAAAUUUCUUUUCCAUUUUCCCGUAAAACCCUUUUCCAGUACUUUGGGAUUUCCUCAUAUUACUUUUUAUGAAACAUAACUUGUUUAACACCCAUUUUAAACAUCAUUUAUAUUACUUUUGGUAUCUAAUAAAGUAAAUUGUGUAAUAAUUUAUGACUUACUUUGUUAAAUCAGCAAGAUAGUGUAAAAGUGUUUGUGCUGAGGAACAACACCUGUGACGAGAAACAUUUCACAACUUGAAGGACAGCCUGCAACUUUACGUGCACAUGUAAAGCCCAUUGAGAAUGAAGCAAGACAAUACACAGGGCAGCUCAGAAAUUAGUGUCAGAAGUAACAAGAACACGAGGCAGUGGAGUUGAUGUAUUGCUGUAAUUUAUUUGUUGCUGAUGGCUCAUUUGUUGCUGCUGUUGUGGGACAGCAGCAGCCACCACCGGUGGGUUGAUGAUGAAUCCUGGAGGAGGUGGUGGCAUGUUGGCCAUAUCUGCACCCAUAUAAUUGUUGUUUGGUAAGUUAUUGUUGUUGUUACAAUUUGCUGGAGGAGGUGGAGCAGGAAGAAGCCGAGUUUGUGAUUGACACUGUUCCAACAAAAGUAGUCAUUUGAUAUAAAUAAUAGGCAAAUAGUUAACAUUUUUAAACUGACGUUAUUUCUCCGGUUGUUUGGACAACAGGGCCGACAAAUGAGGACAGAAACUGAAACAAAGACGGAAAAAUUGACUAUAAAUCCUAAAAUGCUCAAAAUGAGUAGAGUCCAUUCUAGCCCGAGCCAAGUGGAAUCUAACAAAAAUUCGGUUACAGUAAUUAAUCGAAAAUUAAAGGAGAUAAGUAUUUAAUUACUGUGAUAAGAUCUGAAUCGAGGUGAAAUGGCCAUGGCUCCACUAACGGCCGCAAUUCCCAAUGAACUAAAAAUGGACAACAUGGCAAGUACUAAAGUGGCCACUAACCUGCAAAUUGUAUACAACACGAAUUUGUGGAUUGAGAACACUUUUAAAAAAUGAAUUUUUAUAGCUCGUCAUUACAAUGGCUGACUUCUUUCAUAGGCGGCACAAAUGCCCAGGAGGCCACCGAGGCCAUAAAAUAGGGAACCCCAAACGCCUGGACUGAUGAGAUCGAGUGAAGCGAACCGUAUCAGCGAAUUGGUUAAUGGAAUAAUUAAGCGAUUUUAAUAACUAACUGAAAAUGUGGUGCACAGUAGCCAGAGGAAAAUAUUCAUAACGGAGAGGCUGAUGAGGCCAUUAGCGCCAGGAUUAUUUCGAUGGUAACCAUUAGGAGCGUUCCACAUGUGCCUCUUCUUUGGCUGGGGGACAAAAAGUGGAUUACCGGAGCAAGCGCACGAGGUGUAUCAAAUUAUUUUAAAAAUCCCCGAGGCCUCAACUAGAGAGAAGAAGGAGAAACGAAUAAAGAGAAACGAAAAUCUAACGGAGGCGCCGUGUGUGUGUGUGUUAAACAGGAAAUGGGUUACACGACACAAAUGACUAACUCACGAUUGUGGCCUCCUCCUCCUCCUAAUCAUCCAACAGCUUUGGCCCACAAAUAGGACGACCGCAUGUGGAUGUUUGGGUACGCAACAUAUGUGUGGGUAUAUAAAGACACGGUAGCGUCCAAUUCGAUACUCACAGUCUUGUCUUGUCUCGUCAAACAUGAAGUCCUCUCUAGUGGUUUUGGUUUUGGGUGCCGUUGUGGCAGCAGUGAUGGCUGAUGGCGAGUACGCCCCACCUGCGUACGAGAAGAAAUACGACGGCUACUUCCAAUACGCCAACGUGCCAGGAGAUACCGAAUACGAAUUCGGUUACAACCGCGGAAAUCCUUCCCACUACACUUCCCGCUA
Molecule: messenger RNA, 3656 nt
Organism: Daphnia pulicaria
Lineage: Eukaryota; Metazoa; Arthropoda; Branchiopoda; Diplostraca; Daphniidae
Product: katanin p60 ATPase-containing subunit A-like 1
Exons: 9
Coding region: 94-1563 (489 amino acids)
Biological process (GO): microtubule severing
Cellular component (GO): microtubule cytoskeleton
Molecular function (GO): ATP binding; ATP hydrolysis activity; microtubule severing ATPase activity
Source: RefSeq, a predicted model, not a curated record